This is a messenger RNA of Porites evermanni, 8256 nucleotides long. Lineage: Eukaryota; Metazoa; Cnidaria; Anthozoa; Scleractinia; Poritidae. The record is from the annotation of a GenBank genome assembly.
AUGUAUUGUACCCCCUCUGGGGGCAAUGCUGCCGUGGCGCGAGGCAAAGCAAAUCUCUCGAUUCUGGAGAAAGGUGCAAUGGAUAAUGCGACUCCAGCUACAACGAACAACACAAGGAUGGAGAAACGGAUCGCUUUAGAAUGCGGCAAGCGAAAGCCAGAGGAGGUAACCCCCCGUCCCUUUCGAGGUCUAAAGAUGCCAUCUAACCAGAAUUGAAGCUUUUGUUUCGAUUUACGUGUUGAAAGCGCAGUAAAUCGACGAAAUUUGUAAGUCGACGCUUCUCCAUGUGCUUUUGUUGUUUUGCAGAUUCGAGAGCUCAUCUUGGACAAUUGUUAUUCUACCACGGUCGUUGGGCUAACAGAUGAAUUUCUUAACUUGGAGGUCUUGUCGCUGAUCAAAGUUGGGCUGACAAAUUUGAAAAGUUUUCCCAAUUUACCAAAUCUAAGGCGGGUGAGUAAGAUUUUGUUGAGCCUUCCUCAUGACUUCUGCUCCACGACACUCGCAUAGAGGUGCACCCCAGCUUCUCUGGUCGUGUAUGCUUGUAGCCGCUUAGAUUAUGUUCUUUCGAUAUCUUUGUUUUCAGCUGGAACUUGGCGAAAAUAGGAUCAUGUCGGGACUACAGUCUCUUCAGGGAUCACCUAAAUUAACAAAUUUGAGCCUUAGCAAUAACAGAAUAAAAGAUCUCGAAACUCUAGAACCAUUGGUAGGUACAAAUUUCAACUUGUUGUUUGUUAUAAGCUUAUAUGGGCUAACUUGUGUGGAAGCGUUAAUACUAUUAAAGCAAAAAUUUUGUCUGCGAAGCGCUUGUUUUGUAUUUUCGGAGUCCAGUUAUUUCAGUCAGCUCUUACACGUACUGUGUUUCUUUUACAGUCAAAACUGCAAAAUUUAAAAAGUUUGGAUUUGCUAAACUGUGAGGUAACGACGAUAGAAGGUUACAGAGCCGAAAUAUUCAAGAUGAUACCAUCCUUGAAGUAUCUUGACGGCUAUGAUAGGUAAGCGAGGAAAUUGAAGGAGGAAAGCGUAAAUGACAUCCGUGUUUGCGCUCUCGUCCAGCUCUUUCUGUUAAUACCUGGUUUUGAACCCUUCAUGCGGAGUUGAAAUAAUUUUUGUUCUCGUUCGCCAUUAGAUACGGGAAUGAAGCUGACGAAACGGAUUCCUCGGGUGAGGAGGAUGGCGAAGAAGGUACAGCUUUUUGUCUUGAUGUACUUGAUUUCAUGAAAUACCAAAGAGGCAAAGCGAAAGUUCGCUUUCGUUUCCUCAGUGGUUACAAUUUGAAUUAUGUUCGUUGCCCGAGAAGCGUUUGGGAUAUUAUUUGGCGCGGUGCGCUGUUUGAUUUAAAAUAUGCGAGUUCACAAUAAAGAAGAAUUGAGUGAAAAAAGUUUGUUGCCGCCUAAUGGACUGAUUGCAGUGAAGUGUUAUCGAAGAGAAAGGUGUGCUCCUUCGUGAGUUUUCACAUUUAUUGUGGCAAGAGAGAAUUUUUAUGCGAUAUUUUGCCCUGAUAGAAAAUGGAAUUCUGAAAUGGCUUUUGUGCGGACGCCACGCUCCAAAAUGAAAUUCCCGCGCAUUUAGAAGUUCGAGAAUAUUUUAAGUUUGGUUUUGUCGCUGCAAAGUUUCAUUUCGUGGAUCCAUUGAUUUUAACUGACGGCCGUCCUAGAAGGUAAAGACAUCAAUAUUUUAAUAGCGAUUAUUUCUAGUUAGAUUUCGAAAUAAGAUCAUAUUCCACGUUUGUAUAGCUAGAACCAGCUUAUGUGGAUUUUUACAUGGUGAGAUUAAGUUCAUUUACUAUUCACUUCAGUGGAAGAUUCCUUCCUUUUUGUUUGACAGAACCUACAGCCGUUAAAUGGUGAUUUUUUAAUUGUUGUUUGUUGUUUCUUGAAGCACAAAUUUCUCACUGUGAAAUGUUCAAGCAAUUCUUGUUUAGAUACACUAGAAUGUUUAUUAUUCUCUUCUGUUCAGUCUUGUCAGAAUGGGUGACUGUAAAGCCGUUGGUUUUAAGUUUUUUAGUUCGUAGGGGAUGUACUUCAUGGCUUAAAAUUAACAGUCACGAAAUGCUUGUGUUGAAAAUUUUGGCAUUGGAGAAAUGUGCUUAUACAUAAUGCUCUUUUCUGUAAAUGAUACAAAAAAUACACCUAAUAAAACUAAGUAUAGGGACUGUAAAUCUCUAUCGAAUUUGAUCCGUUAUAGGUGGGAGUAGUCUGUUGGUAAAAGAAAAAUCUUAUUCCAUCUGUUUAUCUUGUGUGCCAAAUUUUCUCAGUUUAAUGCAGCAAGUUGCCUAAAUGGACCCAGCCUUUGUCAAAACUGCGGUUUGGCAUCUAUCACAUUUUUAGGUCUCUAGUUACUGGAUUUUGAACAAAGUUUAUGUAAUCUUUUUAUGAUACUUGAAUUAUGACUUCAAAUGAAUGCCUGGAUUAUUUCAAUUCCACCUUUCCAACCCAACGUACACAUCUGUAAUGUGUGUCAAUUAAUCUUAUCAUGCAGCACUCGCUCAUCAGAUGGCAUCUUUUUUCCUGCUGUAGAAGGAUGUUUUGAAAGGAAUGUUAGGUUAGGGUAAACAAUCUUUUGCUAGUUUGGCAAACUUUGCUUGCAGGGACCAAUACUUACCGCUCAUGAAAUUUCUUUUGUUGCUGGGCUAGGUCUCACAGCAGCCUUGCAAACUAGUAAACUACCACAUUACUGGACAUCCCAGAUUGGUUAAAGCUAUUAUUAUCUGUAUUGUGGCUGAGUUAUUUUGUUUAUUUUCAACAGAUGAGGAGGGUGAUGACGAUGAUGAUGAUGAGGGGGACGAAGACGAAGAAGAUGAAGAGGGCGAAGGUGAAACAUUUUUUACAGUUAAAUUCUAAAAUAUUUACAGUCAAGCCAAUUCAAGUAUGGUCCCUAUUGUUUUAUUGUUUUAUUAUCAUUUUGCCAUGCACACAAAAUAUACAUAUAAAAUUUUAAUAAAGAUGAGGGAAGGGAGCCCAAGGAAGCCAAUAAGGCUUGUUUAUAGGACCACCUUUAAAAUUAUGUUAUUUAAUCAAUAAUUACAAUACUGACAUUGGCAAUUUAAUUCGAAGUAUGCACAAUUUGUUUAUAACCUAGAAAAUAAUCAUUAAAUAGGAUAGAAAUAGAAAUGCUGAACAUGUAAGUGCAAAACAAGAAAGAAAAGGUGAGAAAAACUAAUGCAAGAAUACACGAGAAAAAAAUCUGAAAGAAGCGAAAAACUACACACAAGCAUUAGGAGAGCUAAAGUGUGCUUAUUCCAAGAAAAAAAUGACUUAAGUUUAGAAUUGAACAAAGCAGUACGAGAGGCAUUGUGAAUUUCAGAGCUAAGGGAAUGAAAUAUUUUGGGCCCUUGAAAAUGAAGUGAAAAGUUCCUUACAUUUGUCNAAUAUUUACAGUCAAGCCAAUUCAAGUAUGGUCCCUAUUGUUUUAUUGUUUUAUUAUCAUUUUGCCAUGCACACAAAAUAUACAUAUAAAAUUUUAAUAAAGAUGAGGGAAGGGAGCCCAAGGAAGCCAAUAAGGCUUGUUUAUAGGACCACCUUUAAAAUUAUGUUAUUUAAUCAAUAAUUACAAUACUGACAUUGGCAAUUUAAUUCGAAGUAUGCACAAUUUGUUUAUAACCUAGAAAAUAAUCAUUAAAUAGGAUAGAAAUAGAAAUGCUGAACAUGUAAGUGCAAAACAAGAAAGAAAAGGUGAGAAAAACUAAUGCAAGAAUACACGAGAAAAAAAUCUGAAAGAAGCGAAAAACUACACACAAGCAUUAGGAGAGCUAAAGUGUGCUUAUUCCAAGAAAAAAAUGACUUAAGUUUAGAAUUGAACAAAGCAGUACGAGAGGCAUUGUGAAUUUCAGAGCUAAGGGAAUGAAAUAUUUUGGGCCCUUGAAAAUGAAGUGAAAAGUUCCUUACAUUUGUCCUGCAGUAGUUGACAAUAAUAGGUAAACCAGUAGUUUUCAUUCUGCCCCACAAGGUUAAGAAUUCCAACUGGCUGGAGGCAAGUCAUUUCGCCAUUUUUAAGCAUGAUCAAGGAAUUGAACUCAGGACUGUGGAUAAUGGAAUAAACAGAAGUAAUCCAGCUAGGGGUUAGGGGCAGGGCUGGAACUCUGUGCCUGCAGCGCUUUAACCACUCCACCAGGUUGCUUCCUUAAGUUGUUGUUGCUUAUGACUUCAAAUUCAAAUCUGCAUUCCUGCAUGCAUUAGAAGCACAAAAGUUUACACCACAACUUUUUUUUGUUCAGUCAGGUUGAAAAAUCUUUAACACUUUAGAAAAAAGAAAGUAGAGCUGACAUAAAUUUGAAUUACCCUGCAUGUUAAAUCACUUGGCAAUAACUUAGUAGCAUAUUUAAAUGAGUUGUGAAAAGAAUCUAUGGGUGUAUGCUUGAUUGUAAUAUGACAACAUGUUGGCAUUUAUGUGUGCCAGUAUAGGGCCCUUUUCUAUUUAAUUUGCUAGCCAGCUAAAUAAAGAAGAAACAAUUUACCCUGACCUGAGGGUUUCCUCAGGUGGUGUUAACCAGUUACUUACAGGUGUGUGGUUGAAAACAUAUUGCCUGCUAUACACUUGUUUUAUAUUUAAUUUACACAACACCACUUGUUAGUGCUGCGUUCCAAAUACUGUGUUACAAAUCAUUACUCUAAAUCAGCAUUUUGUUUUAGUAUCUGGUGCACAGUAUGUGAUGGAAUACUGCUACUGUCCAUGGUACCCUGAUUACUUUGCCAAUCUCUAGUUGCCUUGCUGUCAAGGAGAAGGUCAAUGACAGAUAAUUAUUUUCAAGGCUGUGCUGUGUUGAAAAAAAAAAAUAGGAAGCUCCUAAAGCUCUUGUCAUAUGAAAUUCAGCUGUUAAGCAUUUACAGUAUUUAGCAAGAGACCACCAGGUGCUUUAAGGUCUUGUGUUCUCUCUGUUCUUAUGCUUAAAAUUUGUUAAAUUAAAGGAGAUGAUGAUGAUGAAGACGAUUUAGAUGAAGGGGAAGGAUCAAGUGAUGAUGAGGAGGGAGUAGAAGGUGAAGGUGAGUAUCUUAGAAUGGAAUUCAUCAUCUACAGUCUCUACUUUUUUAAAAUUAUAUUAUUGCUAUUAUUAUUUUAUUUGCAUUACAAUGUAUAACAAAUACAUGACAGUACAAUACACUAUAAACGUUUAUGCCGAAGUAACUAUACAUAAAAUAAAAAAUACAUUUCAAGUACACACGUUUCUAGGGUACAGAGUCCAAAGGCAGAGUUCACUUCUUAAUGAAUGUGCCCAUUUUAUUAGUUUCAACACAUAUAUACUUUUCUGUUUCAUACUUAAUAUUAUGAUAAGGUUGGAUGAAAAGGCAGUUAUGAUUGGAAGAGUCUGAUUACUUCUACAAUCCCAUAAAUAUAGUUUAGCGAUCAGUAUCAAAUAAUUCAGCAAAGGGCAAUUUGUAUAUAAUAUUCUUGUAAUGACAUCUUUUAAGGACGGACAGACGAAUUUUCUUGUCGAUGUGUAAAAGUAAUAUGGAAAUUCCUUCCAAAACUGCUUGGUGUGUUUGCAUUUGAUAAAGAUGUGGUAAAGGGGGGGGGGGCUGUGCUAGGACACUGCCCUCAAACAGAUGAGCUGUCAAAUGACCCAGAAAUAAUGAUAUCUUUCACUUGAAUUACUAAGAGUGAGGUUCAGCAUUGUAAAAAAAACUUGUUUGAGAAUCUUCAGUGAGUUUUGAGCAUUGGCUUGGGUCAAGUUGUCACAUAUGCCCACUUUGCAUUCACUACUCUAAUUUAAAGAUAGGGGUUCAUACAGAGUCUUGAAUUCUUGGAAAAGUCUUGCAUUGCCCAGCCAUUUUCCAGGCCUGAGAAAGUCAGCAAAAUGGAGAUAAAGUUGGGGAAAAUGGGAAAAGAGUCUUGAGUCUUUUUUUUUUUUCAAAGCUACACAGCGAGUGCUUUAUAAUUUUUUUUCGUUUUUGUCAAAUCUUAUUCAAUCUUGCCCAUAUGUUUGCAGCACAUCAUGAAAAAUAGCUUUUUUCCUGCAUUUUAAAGGUGUCUAUUGAUGAACUAAUUGAUAACCUUGAGUCUGGAAAAAGAAAUCAUUGUUUUGGAAAAAAGUCUAGAAAAAGUCUGAAGAGAACACUGAACCUGGUGGUUUAUACUUUUUUAGCAAUAGUAUUUUGUGAUUUCUCUUUGUUUUUAAAUCAGAAGGUGAGGAAGAUGAUGAAGAGGAGGAGGAAGAAGAUGAAGGGGAAGAAGAGGAUGAGCCAGGUCUAGAUUAUUUGCAAAAAGAAAAUUUGGAGGUACAUAUUUAAUCUUAUAACAGAUUUAUAAUUAAACUUGGGAAGGGUGUUUAGGGGUCUUUGACUAUUGAUGAUGCCCCAGGCAUAUCAUGUCAAUAAUCAUGGGGUUGUUUCAAGUUCUGAAUGAGGUUUCAAUGUCUUUGGUCACAAUGUCCCUGAAUUAAUGUAAAUUAUCACAAAAGGUUUGUUUGUUAGUGCAAGCUUUGAUUUGCUGGGGUUAGUGAGUUAAUGUGGUUGGAGUUUCAGUUAAACAAGCCAUGUUAUGUCAAUUUGAUGCAAGGGCUGCAGAGUUGACCAUACAAUAAAACAUUCUCUCUUUAAAAGUUAAGUUGCCUGCUUUGAGAGGUUUGUGUGGUAUGAAUAAAAGGUGUUUGCUGUGACAGGUUCCUAGUAUUGAAGGGAUGCCUUUUUGUAAACCAGAACUUUUUUGUUUUGUCCAGGAUGAAGAAGAAGGCGAAGAUUUUAAUCCUGAUGAGGAAGAUGAUGAAGAAGAGGAUGAGGAAGAAGAUGAGGAGGACGAGACACCAGAAGCCGACAGAAGAGGCGAAAAGAGAAAGCGGGAAGACGAAGAUGAGGAUGAUGAUGAUGACUGACAUUAACUCUUCCAGCAAACAUUUCGCUACUAAACCCAGUUUUAGAGGGUGUGCUCUUUACGUAUAGAGAUGUCCACCAUGGUGGAAAAGUCUUUCUUAUUCAAGCCUUUGAAGUGGUCUGUUGUGAGACUAUUGUUUAGAACUGCCUCAUGGUCUAAAAUGAACUAUUUUCUCAUUCCUGUAGUUGUCACUUGGAGUCACCUCUUUAAAAAUUAAUGACUGAUAAUGUCCGUGGCUAGUGGUUGAAAAAAAAAAUAAUAUGUGACUGGAUAUUACCUGUUGAAGCACUGUGGGAGAUAUUGAUUUUAAAACUUGCAUUGCCCUUUUCUGUCACAUAAGAGUAUACAUGAAAGCCAGUUAUGUUAGGAAUAGUAUUCUAAAUUAAGAAGACUCAGUAACACCUACAGGGAUUGUUAUUAUCAGGUUUUGGUUUGUACAAGUGUCAGCAAUGGACUGAAAAGUUGGCGACAGAAAAGAUACCAAGUAUUUCAUGUGCAUUGUGUGUAGAUAGAAUGGCACACAGUGUUCAAGGAUUUGCUAAGCUGCAAAAUCUUCCAAUAACAGGCUUUGAAAAGUUUUUAUAUCACCUUCCUCAACAGCUGCCAAGCUAACAUAAGGAAUGCUUACUGCGUAGGUUGGAUACUUCCCCUACCAUUAGUCAAAGGUUUUCACUGGAAGGUGUACAAGUGUAUAGUGUCAUAAUCCUGGCCUGUUUAUUACCUCUGAACAACUUAUGAUUUUGUUUUGUGAAAACAGGUCCAGAACAGUGAUCAGUGCAAAGCACUCUCCUAUUCAUUAGUUUAUUGCAUUUUUCCCAAAGAUUCAGCAUUAAAAUCCUAAGGUUUGGUAUGUAAACACUUGCAAUAAUGUUAUUGUAUUUUCAUGUGGACAUAUUUUGCCUGUUCGUUUUUUGUACCAUACAUGUAUGUGAUUAAGUCGAUUAUAAAGCUUGGACACCAAAAUAUUGGGUUAGUCACUAACAUUUUAACUAAAACAGACAAAGGAAAACGCAAAGUCACAGGCAAAAUAGUAUCACCCCUGAGAGAGUCAACUCAACCAGAGACUGGAUGCACAUAACAGUAAACUGAAAAACAUGGUUGUUUAGAUAAGAUUCCUGUGCUCUUUAUCAUUAUUUUUAGCAAAAAACUGUUAUUGAGUUGAUGUAAACAUCAGUGUUGACUUCUCUGCCACCUCAACCCUAAGGAGUGGUUAGGAGAAAAGAGGUGCAUUCAUGGACAGUAAGGGACACCACAAUAAUAUUAUUUCCGUCCCUAUACAUUGUGUAUUUUUGAUCUCAUUUGACGGAAGGCAGUUGUCAUUGUCACCUUUACAGUGUACAUUUUUUGGGAUCUUAUGUAAUAAACUGUUUUACUCCUUUUCCAGAGAUACAUGCACGUCUUAACUAUCUGUAUAAUUCUUUAAGUGGCACGGGAUUUUAAGCAAACACAAGC